AUGGCAUUGAAGCUUAUCAAGGAUGCUGACGUAAUGACAGUUAUGGUUCACUUGCACAAUGCCAUGCAACAGCUGCAGAAGCUCAAGACACCGUGGGUUGACAUGGAAACAUUUGAAAAGUGCUUUGAGGCGCGCGAUUUAUUUUUCGCGACCAAGCCAGUGAGACGUAAAGAUUUCAUGACGCCCGUCUUGAUCCAGCUUGGCUUUCCACCGUCUGCUUUGAAAAAUCACAAAGGAUUCAAGCGCAGGGAACCACGGGAACUAUUUAAAUCAUUCAUCCCUGAAAUUCAGGGUGUAGCUCCGGUGUCGAUGAUAUUCGCUGGAAUAGUUCAUCAACGUCCCAUCUUAGACUUAUCAUGGGAUGAGUUGGCCUACGUCCUAUCUGCUAGCCUAUACAAGGAGGUGACCGAUGAUGACGGUACGCACGCUCUUGUCUCUCUCGACUCGGAAGAGAGAAAGCAAGUGAAGAAUCGCUUCACAAAACCCAAGUCGAAAGACCGGCAACAGUCAGCGCCGCAUUCCCCUGACCAACUACUGAGACAAUUUGCAUUAGCUUUGGCCGGAGAGUCGAGGGAGCUCGCAUUUCCCUACAUGGAAAAGCACAAUCUUUGCCUUUUGCUGUUUAGCAAUAUCAGCGAUCGAUGCGCCUCGACACUGGAUGCCCUGGACUUAAGGAUUGAUCCCCUUGGACAGACGCUUAGUGUCGUGCUCAGAAUCGUUUCGCUAGCCAGCACGAAGCAUGAGGUUGUAACUCUUCGUGAGGCAGCGGGUGUGAUUGGGGAACAUAUUAACGCCAAUCCAGCGAUUGUGACUGAGAAAAUCGCAAAUGUUGGCGCUUUUGGUUCGAUACCCAUGCCAAGCUUCGAGCUGUACAAGAUCCCUCGCACAAUGUUUGUCAAGGUCAGCGCAGAUACAAGACCUGUGGAUGAGGUUAUCGUCAUUCCUUUCCAAGGAAGCGAUUCAUCCCCUGGAGAAAUGGAAGAAAUAAUAAGGUCCCGCAGGGGCAUUCGCAUGUCGAUCCCCCUGGCACACCUCAUCAUAAAGUUGGUGAGGAUAGCCAGAGUUCUGUGA
Messenger RNA from Fusarium odoratissimum NRRL 54006, 1071 nucleotides. RefSeq lists its product as uncharacterized. The coding region runs from base 1 to 1071 and encodes 356 amino acids. NCBI's taxonomy places the organism in Eukaryota, Fungi, Ascomycota, Sordariomycetes, Hypocreales, Nectriaceae. The transcript has a single exon. The record is from RefSeq and is a predicted model, not a curated record.